AUGACGGCAACAAACAACAACAGCAACUAUAUCGUUUCUGAUGAAAAAGUUAUUGAUUCAUUAGUUGAGGAAUUAGUUGUGGCAGAAACUAAAACCCUCAACGAAAGAAUUGGUGAAAACAAGAUUGAUUUACAUAACUACCUCAAACAUGAUGGAGGAAGAGGAAGGAAAACUGGUAUGGCUUUAUUAGUAAAUAAAAUUUCAAAUUUAACGAUUAUAGAUGUUGAUAUCAAUAAAUCGUACAAUGAUGAACUUAAAGAAACAGUUAGAAAAGACAUUUUAUCAAAACUUUCGGAUAAAGAUGUUAUCGUUAAAACCGCUUCAGGAGGUCUUCACAUUUAUUGCAACACUAAUUUCUUCUAUGCAGUUUCGAACAGAAUGAUUAAAUGUUAUUCCUGCAAUGAUUAUGAUAUUGAUAUAAUGACUUCUAUGGAUGAUUCAAAGCGUUCAUUAGUGGUUAUGGCUGAUUCAAGAGUUCGCAAGAAUGCAACAGAACCAAUCAAUACAUACUCAUUCAUUCGCGGAAGUUACGAUUCAACAUUAACCAGAACAGUGAAUGAUAUAUUAAAUGAUUUGAAUAUUAAGGUAAGAGUUGAACAGAAGAAUGAAGAAAUAAAGACUAUCAUGAAUGAAAACAAAGAUGUAAACAUUGACGAUAAACUUGCCCAGAGCAUAGUUGAUGGCAUCUGUGAUUUUGAAGUACAUAAUGACGGUGGAAACAUGAAUUUAGAAAAAGAAGUUACAUUAUUCACACUGUUUCAAGCAAUUAAUUCGUUACCUAAUCAUUUAAUUAAUGAAGCAUACGAUAAUGUUUAUAACUUCUGCAGUUUAACAGAAAAUGCAAAAAGUAAUUUUGAAAAAGCACGUAGUAGAUAUGCACAUUUAAUGACUUCUCCAUUUGUUUUAGUGAAGAUUCUAAAACUAUAUCAAAAGGAAUAUUAUGAUGAAUACGUUUUGCCUUUAUUACGCAAGCCAAAAAUAACAUUUGAUAUCAAACUUGAUGACUCGUUUUUGAUAACAGAUAUUAGACGCAAGGCUGAAAAUCAUCAGUAUAAAAACAGUUCUGAAGUAAUUGAGGAUUUAUCACGUGUAAUCCGUUUUGUAGAUUGUGGAAAUAAAUAUUUCAUUCAGAAAGAUUACAACAUACACGACAAAAUGAAUCAAAUAUCAUUCGUUCUUCAAUCAAACAUGAAAGA
This is a messenger RNA of Trichomonas vaginalis G3, 1196 nucleotides long. Its product is annotated as Prim-pol domain family. The record is from RefSeq and is a predicted model, not a curated record. NCBI's taxonomy places the organism in Eukaryota, Parabasalia, Trichomonadida, Trichomonadidae. The annotation marks the transcript as partial. The transcript has a single exon.